This is a messenger RNA of Armigeres subalbatus, 569 nucleotides long. RefSeq names its product adult-specific cuticular protein ACP-20-like. Gene Ontology annotation, cellular component: extracellular matrix. Bases 36 to 569 code for a protein of 177 amino acids. The record is from RefSeq and is a predicted model, not a curated record. NCBI's taxonomy places the organism in Eukaryota, Metazoa, Arthropoda, Insecta, Diptera, Culicidae. The transcript has 2 exons.
AGAACAUAUCAGCAACGUGUUUCAAGUCUUGUAAAAUGAUCAAAACUACUGUAGUGGCCAUCGCCCUGCUGGGCGCUGCUCUAGCUUACGAACAACACGGCUUCAUCAGUGAGGUGAAGCACAUCCCGUACAAGUGGUACGGUGGUAUCCAGGGUGGAAUCGGCGGCGGACUGGAAUACGGCGGUAUUCAGGGAGGAUAUGGUGGUGGAAUUGGCUUGGGCAGCGGACUGGAAGGAGGCUGGAAGCAAGGUGGUGAGGACUACUACUCGUAUCCGAAGUACAAGUUCGAAUAUGGAGUGAAGGACUACAAAACGGGUGAUCAUAAGAGCCAAUGGGAGACGCGUGACGGAGAUGUCGUCAAGGGCGAGUAUACCCUGGAUGAGGCUGAUGGUACCAAGCGUAUCGUUGAAUACUACGCCGAUGGUAAGAACGGUUUCGAAGCUAAGGUCAAGAACAUUGGUCACGCCAUCCAUGAGGGAGGAUUGGGUGGUGGACAGGAGCUGGGAGGAUAUGGCGGAGGCUACCACGGAUUGGGAUACAGCUACAGCAAACUGAAAAAGUACAACUAA